ACCCGUGCCCUAAUCUCUUCCUAGCCGUUUCCUUCCGCGUCUCUUCUCUCGUAACGCCGAACCUCUCCUCUUCCGUCUCUGCCCAAGCGCCGCCGACCUCGACGCCGAGGUCGGCCAACCUCUUCUCUUCACCUUCUCCAUCUCGCGCCGAAAACCCUCCUCCCGAUCCCUUCUCUCUGCCCUAUCGCCGACAUAGUUCCGCGGCUACCAGUCGAUCGCCGGCUAGGGUGGGCAUUGAAGGCUCCGGGGGUAAGCUAGCUUCGACCGAACCUCCUUCUCUUGACCCUCUCCGACUUUGUGCCUAGCGCUGUCGCUGGUUCUUCCUUUUUCUCUCUGGUUGACGGCGAUAGCAGCAAUCUUGGAGAGAGGUUACUUGAUUUCAGCCACCACAACACUGUGGGCUGGACGUCUGCAUCGCCAGAUCCGUGAUCAGCACCGGCAAUUGAAGAGGAAGAGUGUGGUGUUUCCGGCAGGUGAGCAGCAGCUUCUCUAUCCGGCAGCACCCUCCCUGGUUGUGGAUCAGCAGAAGAAGUUGUGAGUUUGAGUUUUUCUUCACCAAAUAAUUGUGGUGUCAUGAGGAGCACUUUAUGUGGAUUUAUUGGUACAUCAUGGCGGGGUAUUUUGUGUAACACUAAAUCCCUGGGCUUUGUCUUCAAGGGCAAUCGUGUCCAGUGCUUUUCCACACGACGGUCGCGAACUCGUCAGCUUCCCAAAGAAGGUCCACCAACAAUAAUGGAGGAAGAGAGCAAUGCAUUUUAUGUUGUUCGUAAAGGGGACAUCAUUGGUAUCUACAACAAUUUAAGGGAUUGCCAAGCUCAAGUUAGCUCUUCGGUGUGUGAUCCAUCUGUCAGUGUGUACAAAGGUUACAAUUUGCGCAAAGAAACAGAAGAAUAUCUUGCUUCUCAAGGACUUAAAAAUCCUUUAUACUCUCUCAAGGCAGCGGAUUUGAAAGAAGAUCUAUUUGGUGAAAUCUUGCCUUGUCCUUUUCAGCAACCAGAUGGUCUUGCUUUUCCACCUGAUAAAUCACAGAGCCCAUCACCUCCCAAAAGAUCAAACGACGCGAUGGAUAAUUUGGAAGCGGUUGGGUCAAGUUCCAUUCCAACUGCUGAACAGUCAAAGAAACAAGUGAAACUAAAACAUUCUCUUGAGAGGUCCUGUAUUCUAGAAUUUGAUGGUGCAUCGAAAGGAAAUCCUGGAAAAGCUGGUGCUGGAGUAAUUCUUCGUAACCCUGAUGGAAGCCUGAUCUGUCGACUCCGACAAGGCUUGGGUGUUGUCACCAAUAAUGUUGCUGAGUAUCGGGCACUGAUUUUGGGAAUGAAGUAUGCUCUUAAGAAAGGUUUUAAGCAAAUUCAUGCCCAGGGUGACUCGAAACUUGUCUGCCUGCAGUUAGAAGACCGCUGGCGAACAAAGAAUGAAAAUAUGGCCCUCUUAUGUAAAGAGGCUAAGGAACUAAAGGGUUCCUUUGAGUCAUUCAAUAUAAAGCAUGUUUUAAGGGAGUUCAAUUCUGAUGCUGAUGCUCAAGCAAACCUAGGCGUUGAACUCGCACUGGGAGAAAUUCAAGAGGAGAUUCACUAAAUUUUUAAUUCCAGCUGGAGAACUCCAUUUUUUGUAUUUAUCCCAACACGUUUGACGUGGAUGACUCAAUGCCAUUCUUUUAGCUGGCAGUUAAUUUUUGAUACCUGAUUAUUUUUUCACCGAUGUAGUUUUGAUGGUGGAAGUUUCCUGCUUUUUAGCACUGGUUGCACUAUUAUUAUUAUUAUUAUUUCAUGUAUUUGGUAGCAUUUCUCCAGGAUGCAAAUCAUUAUUGGAAAUGAUUAAAUCACGCCUUAUGUGUUUUUUUUAA
Messenger RNA from Zingiber officinale, 1843 nucleotides. RefSeq lists its product as uncharacterized. Gene Ontology annotation, molecular function: RNA-DNA hybrid ribonuclease activity; nucleic acid binding. The transcript is spliced from 11 exons. The coding region runs from base 574 to 1575 and encodes 333 amino acids. The record is from RefSeq and is a predicted model, not a curated record. NCBI's taxonomy places the organism in Eukaryota, Viridiplantae, Streptophyta, Magnoliopsida, Zingiberales, Zingiberaceae.